CCCCGCCGGCCGCCCCGCGCUUUCAGCGCUCCUCGGGCCGCGCCCGAGCGCCACGCGGCGGAGCCCAGCCCCAGCCCGCGCCCCACAGCCUGGCGAGGCGAGGCGGGUCCGGGGCAGGCAGGCAGGGCGCACGGCACCCGGGAUCUCGUCGCUGUCGAACACCGCCUCGGCGCGCUCCCAGUGUCGCUGACGCCCCUCUCGCCAGCCGCACCCAUGCUUCUGGCGCGGAUGAACCCGCAGGUGCAGCCCGAGAACAGCGGGGCGGGCCCGGGGUCGGAGCAGCCCCCGCGGAAGCGGAAAGCUGCAGAACUCUUGGUGGUGAAAGAACGCAACGGCGUCCAGUGCCUCCUGGCGUCCCGCGACGGCGACGAGCAGCCCCGGGAGACCUGGGGCAAGAAGAUCGACUUCCUGCUGUCGGUGGUCGGCUUCGCGGUAGACCUGGCCAACGUGUGGCGCUUCCCCUAUCUCUGCUACAAGAACGGCGGCGGUGCCUUCUUGAUCCCAUACACCCUGUUCCUCAUCAUCGCCGGGAUGCCCCUGUUCUACAUGGAGCUGGCUCUGGGCCAGUACAACCGGGAAGGGGCAGCCACUGUGUGGAAGAUCUGCCCGUUCUUCAAAGGAGUUGGCUAUGCUGUGAUCCUCAUCGCCCUCUACGUUGGCUUCUACUACAAUGUCAUCAUCGCCUGGUCACUCUACUACCUCUUCUCCUCCUUCACACUUAACCUGCCCUGGACUGACUGUGGCCAUGCCUGGAACAGCCCCAACUGCACCGACCCCAAGCUCCUCAACAGCUCCGUGCUGGGCAACCACACCAAGUACUCCAAGUACAAGUUCACACCGGCAGCAGAGUUUUAUGAGCGUGGCGUCCUGCACCUUCAUGAGAGCAGUGGGAUUCAUGACAUCGGCCUACCCCAGUGGCAGCUCCUGCUCUGCCUGACCGUCGUUGUCAUCGUCCUGUUUUUUAGCCUCUGGAAAGGAGUGAAGACAUCAGGAAAGGUGGUGUGGAUCACGGCCACGCUGCCUUACCUUGUGCUGUUUGUGCUCCUGGUCCACGGCAUCACGCUGCCCGGCGCCUCCAACGGCAUCAACGCCUACCUGCACAUCGACUUCUACCGUCUAAAAGAGGCCACGGUAUGGAUUGAUGCUGCAACUCAGAUAUUUUUUUCCUUGGGGGCUGGAUUUGGAGUCUUGAUUGCAUUUGCUAGUUACAACAAAUUUGACAACAACUGCUACAGGGACGCCCUGCUCACCAGCACCAUCAACUGUGUCACCAGCUUCAUCUCUGGGUUCGCCAUCUUCUCCAUCCUUGGUUAUAUGGCCCAUGAACACAAGGUCAACAUUGAGGAUGUUGCCACUGAAGGAGCUGGCCUAGUCUUCAUCCUGUACCCAGAAGCCAUUUCCACCCUGUCGGGAUCCACGUUCUGGGCUGUCGUGUUCUUCAUCAUGCUCCUGGCUCUGGGAAUUGACAGCUCAAUGGGAGGCAUGGAGGCGGUCAUCACAGGCCUGGCUGACGACUUCCAGGUCCUGAAGCGACACCGGAAACUCUUCACAUUUGGUGUCUCCUUUGGAACCUUCCUUCUGGCCCUGUUUUGCAUAACCAAGGGUGGAAUAUAUGUGCUGACCCUGCUGGACACGUUUGCGGCGGGGACCUCCAUUCUGUUUGCUGUGCUCAUGGAGGCCAUCGGCGUGUCCUGGUUUUAUGGUGUGGACAGGUUCAGCAAUGACAUCCAGCAGAUGAUGGGGUUCAAGCCGGGUCUGUACUGGAGACUCUGCUGGAAGUUUGUCAGCCCUGCCUUCCUCCUAUUUGUGGUGGUCGUGAGCAUUAUCAAUUUCAAGCCCCUCACCUACGAUGACUACAUCUUCCCGCUCUGGGCCAACUGGGUCGGGUGGGGCAUCGCGUGCUCCUCCAUGGUCCUGGUGCCCGCCUACGUCGUCUACAAGUUCCUCAGCACGCGGGGCUCCAUUCGUGAGAGACUGGCCUAUGGCAUCACCCCAGAGAACGAGCAUCACCUGGUGGCCCAGAGGGACGUCAGGCAGUUCCAAUUGCAACACUGGCUGGCCAUCUGAACCUGGCCCCGAGGAGGAACCCUACUGCACCAACGUUCAGGUCAAAGGCUUCCUACCACCCCAGACACUGUCUUGGGAUUUCUCUCCGACCCUCAUCUUCCUCUUUUCCAAGUUACAACUGAUUUAGAGACCUGGUUUUCGUUCACCUUCUGUUCACCUGGCCUGAGGGCUGUGAGCUUGGAUUGGUAAGCCUCAUGGGAGAAGCAGAGAGGAGAGAACAGGAAAAAUGACUUCUGUUGAUCCUCUUUAGUUUUGAGGAAGUCUCACCCAGUGUGGGAGCCGGCCUGAACUGAGGUCUGUGGCUCAGGCAGAACUCCCCCACCACGUUUGCUGGUACUUUGAGCCACAGAAGAAAUCCUCAGUCCACCAAAUCAGACAGAGGAUGUUGCUUUUUGGUCAGAUACCAUAAAACCAAAACACAAAUAAAAAGCCCGGCUGAGUUUGGCGGGUACAAAGAUCUUG
This is a messenger RNA of Hippopotamus amphibius kiboko, 2529 nucleotides long. RefSeq names its product solute carrier family 6 member 2 (gene SLC6A2). NCBI's taxonomy places the organism in Eukaryota, Metazoa, Chordata, Mammalia, Artiodactyla, Hippopotamidae. The record is from RefSeq and is a predicted model, not a curated record. Gene Ontology annotation, molecular function: neurotransmitter:sodium symporter activity; dopamine:sodium symporter activity; norepinephrine:sodium symporter activity. The transcript has 15 exons. Gene Ontology annotation, biological process: sodium ion transmembrane transport; dopamine uptake involved in synaptic transmission. Bases 214 to 2067 code for a protein of 617 amino acids. Gene Ontology annotation, cellular component: neuronal cell body membrane; neuron projection; presynaptic membrane.